This is a messenger RNA of Penicillium verrucosum, 594 nucleotides long. RefSeq lists its product as uncharacterized. Lineage: Eukaryota; Fungi; Ascomycota; Eurotiomycetes; Eurotiales; Aspergillaceae. The transcript is spliced from 3 exons. Gene Ontology annotation, molecular function: peptidyl-prolyl cis-trans isomerase activity. Gene Ontology annotation, cellular component: catalytic step 2 spliceosome. Bases 1 to 594 code for a protein of 197 amino acids. The record is from RefSeq and is a predicted model, not a curated record. Gene Ontology annotation, biological process: protein peptidyl-prolyl isomerization; protein folding.
AUGUCUGUUACAUUACAUACCACCCAAGGCGACCUCAAGGUCGAGCUUUUCUGCGAAGCAGUACCCCAAACGGCGGAGAACUUCCUCGCUCUCUGCGCAUGUGGCGCAUACAAUAACACGCCGUUUCACCGCCUCAUCGCAGGAUUCAUGGUCCAGGGCGGAGACAUCUCUCUCGGCCCCGCCGCGCAUCAAACCAGUACGAAACCAAUGCUCGAUUUCGAGAUUCCGAAAGGUGGCACAUCGAUCUAUCACCCGGCAGCAAUGAACCAAGAGAUCCAUCUCCCGUCGCUGCGACACAACGCACGGGGCAUUCUCUCAAUGGCAUCUCGUCCGGUGAAGGAUAGGACGGCGCCCGGCUCUCAGGGCGCAACGGGCGCAACGAUCAACGGGAGCCAAUUCUUCAUUACGUUCGUGCCGGCACCACAUCUUGACGGCGCCAGUACUGACGAAGGCGGUGAUGUUCUUGCCAAGCUCGAGAAGGCAAAUGUUAAGGUCGACAAGAAAGGAAAAGUUUCUCAACCCAAGGAGGGUGAUAGCUUUAAAGCAUUCAAGAUCAAUAACGUUACUAUCCACGCGAACCCCUUUGCGACGUGA